Lolium rigidum is the source of this 450-nucleotide messenger RNA. Its product is annotated as phosphoenolpyruvate carboxylase kinase 2-like. Gene Ontology annotation, molecular function: calcium-dependent protein serine/threonine kinase activity; calcium/calmodulin-dependent protein kinase activity; ATP binding. NCBI's taxonomy places the organism in Eukaryota, Viridiplantae, Streptophyta, Magnoliopsida, Poales, Poaceae. The record is from RefSeq and is a predicted model, not a curated record. Gene Ontology annotation, cellular component: nucleus; cytoplasm. Bases 1 to 450 code for a protein of 149 amino acids. Gene Ontology annotation, biological process: intracellular signal transduction; peptidyl-serine phosphorylation; protein autophosphorylation. The transcript has a single exon.
AUGGCGGGGCUGGUCGGCACGCCGUACUACGUCGCGCUAGAGGUGGUCGCCGGGAGGGAGUACGGCGAGAAGGUGGACAUGUGGAGCGCCGGGGUGGUGCUGUACAUGAUGCUCUCCGGGACCGUCCCCUUCUACGGCGCCACCGCGCCCGAGAUCUUCGAGGCCGUGCUCCGUGGCACCCUGCGCUUCCCGCCGCGCGCGUUCGCGAACGUCUCGCCUGAGGCCAAGGACCUCCUGCGCCGCAUGCUCUGCAGGGACGUCUCCCGGAGGCUCUCCGCCGAGCAAGUCCUCAGGCAUCCGUGGGUUGUGAGCCGUGGCGGACUGAAGCCGAUCGACAUGCCACGGCAUGCGCUCCCUCCACCUGUAGAUAGAUCUUCAGUCUUUUACCCUGUUAAUUUCCGGCUAGCCACGCCACGCCAUGCGCCGAGCAGGCUGGAGUUUGGUAGAUGA